CAGUGAUGGGGUGGACAUCUGAAUAUUUUUAUUAACAACAUUAUUAAUAAUAAAAAUUAGUAUUAGCAUAUAUGUAUGUAUGUGUAUAAUGCUUUAGAUGUGGUCGGACAGAAUUAGGCCGAAAUUUUUUUGAGCUGAGCGCUCUUCGAAAAACAGCAAAUAUUCUGAAAUGAUUUACGCUUAGUACUAUAUUAUUGCUAGAAUUUGAACACACGAUUUUUAUGUUCAUGCGCCCCAUGCAAUAUCAAUCAAUAUUAUAGGUUACCAAAGCAUAUUGAUAGAUUUCAUUUCUAAUGACAAUUGAUCAGACUAGAUCAGCGCAAUUGACGCGUGUUAAUAGAAUUAAUUUUUUUUUUACUACUUAUUACUUUUUAUUGAUUUGCCAACACAGAGGCGAGCUUUAUUGAGGAUGGUGGCUAUUAUGAUUGCAAUAAAGAAUGUGUGGGAUCGAACAAUGCCUAGAACUCACAAUCAAAAUGUGCAUAUGUAGUGGCGUAGGCGAUAUCAGAGAGACAUAGGCGCGUUUGGACUUUGUCCGUCUGGCCAAUCUCAUGCUUUUAAAUGAGAAGCACUAACAUAACAUUUGAGCGCCUGACAGGCAAUGUGUCUCGCCACACUCGUCCCACUUGGUUGGAUGCCUACUCGAUUGGACUAUGGUACGAAGAUGACAUUACAACAGCUGCGCAACAUUCUGCAAAGCCAACGCAGUGAUAACACGCAGACAGAUGCGAGUCCUUGAUACUCACAGAGUUCAUGCGAAAAGAACAGUACAACAAAUUCACACAGCUAUAGUAGUAGCACCGCAGGCGCCAUACAUUAAUAUCAACAUACAAUAAGUCAUAAAUACACGACGAUCAGGCACUGCGUCCCGCCACAUCACAUGUUCACUUCAAUUUCUCUAUACAUGGAAAUGUUCAUAUAUAUGUACAUACAUUCCCGUAAUUAUAUAUGUGAGUAUGUGCGCUUGGGUUAUUAUUGUAUUGGGUAAUACCACCAGCAGCGGCGGCGUUCUGUUGCGGCGUGAGUGUUCGCUAAUCUCAAUGGUAUACGACUAGCCAACCUAAUCGUCUCAAUAACCGCCAACACUCACAACAACAACAAUAUGUAUCACUCCAUACACAUGUACGCAUACUAAUUGGACUGUAGUUAUCGCUUGACUGAAGUGCCGGCCAUUAAAUCUAUUGGGAUCGCUCACUUCUAAUCAGCACACCAACGAACUACUUCAAACUAGUAUGAGUGCCUGUCUGAGUGCUUCUCGUAUUUAUAGCACACACUACAGUACGAAUUGUACUUUGCGCUAAGUUUGUUGCAAAUUGGUCUUCAUACAGUGUUAUUUUAGAUAUACAUACAUAUACAAUAUGUAAGUAUAUGUCACGAUUUUAUUGUGGGAUUAUGCAUGAAGUGGGUGUUGGAUGAAGCUAUACAAAAUUGUAUUUCUGACGCAAUUCUCUAAAUAUUAUCUUUUCUCCAUACAUAAUUUGCUAUGCGAUCUGUUCUAGAACUAGAUUUUUAUGAGCGUGAAAGUCUAGACUGAUUUUCAACCUUGAUUACCAUCAAUCUAGCCUUGCAUCCAGUAUUAUGAAUAAUGCUUAAUGGAGUUUAGUCACUUUGUACAAGUUUCGUCGAUAAUUUUUGGCAGGAAUAUGGUCUGCAGAUCAAACUAAUGUCCUGUGUGAUCCUGGAUCACUAAGUUCAGCACGUGUCUGGUUAACAGUCCUUGGUCCGUAACAAAUAACUCUUUGAGAGAUAGAGAUUUUUCUUAAAUAAACUCAUACUUACCAUUUGAUUAUGCAAUAUAUGUAUGUAAACUUAAAUACCAACUGUCCAACUGCCCCUCUGUCUGUCUAUAUAUGUCUGUAUAUAUACACGAAUUGGCUCUCAGUUUUUGACAUAUCGAUCUGAAAUUUUGCACACGUCCUUUAUUCACCAAGAAGCUGCUCAUUUGUUGGAACCAUCGGACAACUAUAGCAUAUAGAUGCGAUACAAACUGAACGAAUUAAGUUCUUGUAUGAAAAACUUUUGUAUUUGAUGAGAUAUCUUCACGAAGUUGUCCAUGUCAACGAUACAAUCACCGUGAAAAUUGUUCAGAUCGGAUCAUUAUAACAUAUGACUGUCAUACAAACUGAUCGAACAAAUUUAAGUCGUUGUAUGGAAAACUUAUUUAUUUGUGAAGGGUAUUAUAGAUUCGUUGCAACUGAAAUUAACGUUUUUUCUUGUUUUUAUUUAUUUUGCUUCUUUAAUUUGUGAAAUGUUGGCACGUGUGCUCCUGUAGCAUACAAACGAAAAUUGGGAUUUUAAUACGAAUAUUGACGAAUCACUCAUUCACUGGCUGAGCUCGGUGUUUCGGAUCGUUUAUUUAAUUAUUUAUUUAUUUAAUUAUUUUUUUUUUGGCAAGGCAUGCUUCUAGGCAAAUCAUCAGCCAAGUGUGUAAAUAUAUAGGUAUUUAUCAGCUGGGGGCUAUUAUCAGCAUGAUCGGAUCAAAGUUCAACUACAGCCUCAGAACCGACAGCUGACGACGCAAUUUUUAAGAACCGGUUACAGCCAGUUAGCUGAACCGAAAUUAAAUACAUAUACGAGUAUGUAUCAUAUACAUAUGUAUAUAUGUGUACUCACUAAGUACAAGUUUUUGUAAUAUUAAGUAAAAUGUUGGCGUUUACUAAAAUGUAUUAAUGGAAAGUCGCAGUGUAAUUUAUUUUUAAAUAAUUGUAAAUAAACAUAUUCCGCUUUUAAUCGGUAAAUCUGCCGCGGUAGCAGCGGGGCGAAAAGGUUAGUUUAUUUUCUGAAAUUUCUACAAUUAGAUUAAUAAAUUAAAUAGUAAAAUUUUAGGACUAAACUACUUCGAAUAUUUUCGUAAUUUCGGAAAAUUGAAAUUUACCAAACGCUAAAUUAGUUCAACCUAUUGCAUUCCCGCAUUUAAGUCAGUCCAAUUGAGUUUUUUUGAAAGACUAUACAAUAAAAUUUAAUUAUUAAAGUAAUAUGUUACUUAAUCAGAGAACACAAUUGCCAUUGCUGACUACAAGCUGCUGCUACUAAAUAUCAUAUUAUAUUUAUAUGUAUAUAAUAUAAGCAUAUGAUAAACUCAAGUUGAGACAUUUGGACUCAUAAAAUUUAUAGCAAGUCAAAAGCAAAAAAUUUCUUAUCUAAAAUAAAGCAACUGAUAUCUUCCUAAAUAAUUAAAACCGAAAUGGAACGUUAGGGUUGAGAAAGGCUAUAUCACAAGCAACCCACACCUGUUACGUAGUGUGAUAGCAGCAGUGAGAAGAAAGUGAGAAGUGUAAAUAUUUAAAUAUUUACACACGUAUGUAUGUAUGCAUGUAUAUAAAUAUGUGUAUAUAUGAAAUAUUUCUAAUGCACGUGUGUAUAUGCAUAUGUACGUAUAUUGCCGAUUUCACAAAGAGAGAGACACGAUUUCGUUGUCGUGAAUCAUUGUUGAGUUGUAGAGCAUCGCACAAUACCGAACAUCUCCAUCCAUAUUCAUUAAAUGAAGCAAACGACGCGAAACAAUAAAACGCCAAUAGCAAUAUCGACUCACUCACUGCCGAUGUUUACUUCCUACGAUCUAGUACUCUGGACUUUUAAGCACCACGACGAAGAAUUAACACGAGCGUAUGAUAAGGCUUUUGGGCUGGUCCGCAACGAUUUGUUGAGCAGACUUACCCGUGUUACCACUUACCCAUGCGAAAAGUCAAUUUUUAUGACCGGUAUUUAUUUAUAUAGAUAGAGUGUCUGGGUGGUUAUUUUGAUAUGGCAGCGUAUUAUUUUUGUUGCUAGUUGGUAAAUUUCAAGAUCAUUGGCGUCAGCCCGCGCUGCGAAUAGCGGAAAAUUGUGGACAUGUUGAUGUGUUAUCAGGGAUCAGCAGACACCAGACAAACACAUGAGAGGCAACAUAUAUAAUAUUUUUAACAAAUUUAUACCUUAGCGCACUUCUAACUCUUUCUGCAUUUAAGCAAUUUUCAUAUCGAUCAACUACUUGAAUCCCUAAAGAAUAUUAACAAUGUAAAUGAUAGCACUUAGACGACAAUUAGUGACUCGAGCGAUAGUGCAUAGACAUAAACCGGCACAUUAGCCACUCCCUCUAAUAGCACUUAACAGAGCUAACGUAGCCGCUUAACUUCGCUUGUGGCUGAAACUAGAAGUCUGAGAUCCCCUAGUGAAAGCGGCGCUAACAAUCAAAGAAUAGCAGACAGCAACAACAACGCCCCCAGUGCCAAUGAUAUUUAUUUAUUUACUCUUGGCCGCACGUAGCGCGAUAACAAACAACGACGAUUGCACAUGCGUAAUCAUACAAACGUUUUACACAGCUAAAUUUGGGUGUUACACGAGCAACCGCCAGCGACGAGAUAAGCAUACCCCACGAUUCAGUGCGUGUACAAGUGAAUUAGUUUUGAGCGGCAUACAUUGGCUGGUGCGUGAAAUCGACCACUUUUAUUGCGCUGAUGGAAGCCCAAAUGGGUUUUCGCACAGCUAUGCCAGUUAAAAAUAGCCACUCACUCCUGCUAACUUAGACUGUCUGCCUGAUAGCCGUUGAUCAAACCUUUCGCGCACCCCCGCUCGCCUGUCUGCAUUUAAAUUCACUACGUAAAUAACAUACUCUAUAACUACUCGUUCAGUAUGUAGAAGGUGGCUGAUAAGAUGUGUGCUUCUUAUCGCACACGCUUCUGCUUACCCAUAUAUGAGAGUGUUCGCUAACAAACGCACUCAGUUGUCGUGAAUUCGCUCUAGACAACGGUUCUAAACACAAACACAAAAACAAAACAAAAAAAAAUAAUAAUAACUGAAAGUUUAAGAUUCCAAAUAGCCAAAAGUUGACCGUCAAAAAUAAAAAGUACUAACUAUUUACUAUAAUAAAUAAAAACUACAAAAUCUGCUACGCAAUGGCAGUACAAAAUUCUAAAUUUCUUAGCAGUAGUUUCAACUCUGCCUUUGUGCCAACUAGUGCCUAUUAUCAGCAAUUAAGCGCCGCCUCGGUCGCUUUGGCCGCCUAUGAAGGCUGGAGUCACUUGGAUUUAUUGUCAUCACAACUAACUCAAACAUCGCCAACGUCUAUUGAUGAGGCACUGCAAAUGCAUCAUUUAAGAUUUCCUACACCCCCAAUAACACCACCAUAUUAUAAGAACACACAUAAAUUACCAGCCAAUACACAAACUCCCAACGUACGCACAAAAUCAGUAAUUAUGAAAAUCGGACAAGACCAUUUGGAUAGCAAUAUUCCACCAACACCAGAACAUGUCGACGAUAUGGCAGUGGACAUAAUUGGCUUGGAAGACACUACAAUAAGCCCAGAGAUAAAUCGUCAUGAAACGAUGACAAUGCACACGUCCUCGACUAGCAGCGCUAGUUCGACCCCAAAACGUAGUGAAUACGUCUGCGAAUGGAUUGAUUGCGGCAGAGAUCACAGUACACUCGAAUCAUUGGCCGUCCAUGUGACCAAAGUGCAUGCCGUAGCUUCACCAGCCGAUGGUUUAUAUUAUUGCCGUUGGCAUGGAUGUACACGAGUGCGCGGAUUCUCAGCACGAUAUAAGAUGCUGGUACAUGCCCGCACUCACACUAAGGAGAAACCUCACCAAUGCCAUCUCUGCAUAAAGAGUUUCUCACGUGCAGAGAAUCUUAAGAUUCAUAUACGUUCGCAUUCCGGCGAGAAACCAUACCUCUGUACUUAUGAAGGUUGCAACAAGGCCUAUUCGAACUCUUCGGAUCGGUUCAAACAUACUCGCACUCAUGCUAUGGAUAAACCCUAUAUGUGUAAAGUGCCCGGUUGUCAAAAACGCUACACGGAUCCCUCAUCAUUACGUAAACACGUAAAAACUUUCAAACAUUCUGUACAAUUAAUUGGCACCGCCGCUAUUGCAACCGUUCAGAAUCCCAUUAUUGAUACAGAAACAGAAUCAGCACACGCUGCUUUACAAACACACACACCCAGCACAAUUACAUCUUCAACUCUGAACACUGUUAUAUUGGGUAGAAAUCAUCAUGUACAUGAUGAUCACUAUGCGAAAGGUUACAGCGACGCCGCAAUACCAGUUUGUCAGCUCUGUGUGCCACCGCCACCGCCACCUCACUACUAUUUUAAUGCUAUGGACGAGGAUGUUUGCAACAUCAAGCCAUCUCAACUCGAUUAUUAUUAUGCCGCGACAAGUCAAUUAUCAGCAGGCAGCAGUACUGGAUCCAGCAAUGGUUGGAAUUCUAAUGCACGUAACGCUGAAAGACCUGUGCGAACUAUGGAGUCGGAAACACCGCUAGAUUUGCGGGUUAAUCGUAGUUGAAUAUAUGUUAAAAAACUAGUAAUAACAUUUAGACGCAUAAAUAUUUAUUCUAGAUUUCUAAGCGGGAUGACUAGUUGCGAAUCAGUUGAAGUCUCUAGUCGAAUAACAUAGUAUGGUCGAAAAUGUAACAUGAAAAUGAUAAAAUACUUAAGAACUAAACAGUUACAGCUCUAGUCUACUUAAUUAUUUAAAAUUGCUUAUUAGAUAUGUAGGCACAUUCAAGAGUCAUUUCAAUUCUUGGAGAGGUUGAUUUCUUAAGUGCAUAUAUGAUAAAGUGUAUUUAUCGUAAACUUGUACAAUUGUUAUUAAAUAUGUUUUUACCAAGACUGCUUUAUUUAAAAAAAUAAAUUAAUUAAUGAAAGAAGGGCUUAAUAAGAAUUAUUUACAACUUGAAAUGUUAUAUUUGGAAUGGUAGAUUUUUGCGCUCAGAUCAACGGUAAAUGGUCAGCGUUUUUAUACUCUUGCAACAUGUUGCUACAGAAUAUAAUAGUUUCGUACACCUAAAGGUUUUUUGUAACACCUAAAACUAAUCUAGAUAGAUAUAGUUAUAAUCCAUACACAUAAAUGAUCAGGGCGUCUCGUCAUCCUGUCUGUAUGUCCAAAUACAAAGAAUCGCAAUAACAAGGGGCACCUGUAGUUUGAAAAUAUUGAAAAAGUGGGCGUGGCCCCGCCCCCAGGUUUAAUGCAUAUCUCCCAAACCAUUCAAGCUUCAUCACAAAAAUUUGCACAGAACAAAUCAUUUCGACACCACUUGUAACAGCGUGAAAAUAGGUGAAAUCGGAUGAUAAUCACGCCUACUCCCCAUAUAACCGUUUUGUUAAAAACUACUUAAAGUUCGAUAAAUCAAUAACUCAAGGCAUCACAGACAUGAAAUUUUGCAUCCGGGAUGGUAUUAGAGGGCUUUAUAAGAGCCGAUGUCAAAAUUGGACGAUAAAACUGAGACCGCUUACAUUUAGGUGAAAUCACAUAUCUCCGGACUUACUAUAACAAUUUCAACCAAAUUUGGUAUUAUGAUAUUGCAUUAUUUUGACAUUCCCUGUUACAGUGCGAAAGUGGGAGAUAUCGGAUAAAAAUCACACUUACUUCCCGCACAACACAAUUUUAAAUCUCAUCUGAUUUUUUCACAUUCCAAUAUACAAAACAAGAACCCAUCAAUGUAUACCGAUAAAACUUUCCACGAAUAGUGCCUUUGAGGUGUGCCACCUUAUGACUUAAAAAAAUAUAAAAAAAUCUUACGAAAACUAUUCAAGCCCCCAAUUACCGGGAAUGUGGACCCCAGAGCCUAUAGCUGACUCUUUGCCGAAAAUAUCGGUUAAUGUGUGAGAUAUAUAACUGAAAUUAGCAGAGAGCGCUUUCCUGAUAUUCGUAUGUCUGUAUGUCAAAAAUAGUUUGAUAAUAUGUAUAAAAUCGGAUGAAAACCUACGCUAGCCACAAUAUAACUAAUAAAAAGAUUUUCAAACAUCCGGUUGACCUUAUAUCGUAUAUGUCGGUCAAUAUGUAAGAUAUUUUAGCAAAAUUAACUGAACAUAUAGUAUUGGAUUGUUUUAGAUUAAUGCCGAAAAU
Molecule: messenger RNA, 7826 nt
Organism: Bactrocera oleae (olive fruit fly)
Lineage: Eukaryota; Metazoa; Arthropoda; Insecta; Diptera; Tephritidae
Gene: sug
Product: sugarbabe
Biological process (GO): regulation of transcription by RNA polymerase II
Cellular component (GO): nucleus
Molecular function (GO): RNA polymerase II cis-regulatory region sequence-specific DNA binding; DNA-binding transcription factor activity, RNA polymerase II-specific
Source: RefSeq, a predicted model, not a curated record